This is a messenger RNA of Arthroderma uncinatum, 627 nucleotides long. RefSeq lists its product as uncharacterized. Gene Ontology annotation, cellular component: membrane; cytoplasm; cytosol. The transcript is spliced from 4 exons. The record is from RefSeq and is a predicted model, not a curated record. Gene Ontology annotation, molecular function: ceramide 1-phosphate transfer activity; ceramide 1-phosphate binding. NCBI's taxonomy places the organism in Eukaryota, Fungi, Ascomycota, Eurotiomycetes, Onygenales, Arthrodermataceae. Gene Ontology annotation, biological process: ceramide transport; intermembrane lipid transfer. Bases 1 to 627 code for a protein of 208 amino acids.
AUGGCUUCCACCGUUGCUAUCCCCGAGGGCGGCACGUGGCUUGAUACGAUGAGGAGGUCCUUCAAGGACGUGCCCAUCGACGAAGCCAACGACAAUGCUAUCUCAACUACUGAGUUCCUUGAAGCUGCCGAGUCUCUGGUUAAACUAUUCGAUAUCCUUGGCUCCGUCGCUUUCACCCCAGUUAAGAAUGACUUGACUGGAAACAUCAAGAAAAUCCGAGAUCGUCAACUGGCUGCCCCAGCGGAAUCCGAAACCCUCCAGGCUCUUGUUCUCAAUGAGCUGAAAACAAAGCAACACAAAGCUACCGAGGGUUUGGUCUGGCUUAUCCGUGGUCUUGACUUCACCGCCCAGGCUUUCAGCAAGAACCUUGCUUCAGAAACCAACGAGGAGCUGGCGGCCUCCUUCCGAGAUGCAUAUACAAACACCCUUAAACCACACCAUAGCUUCGUGGUGAAGCCCAUAUUCAGUGCUGCAAUGUCAGCAACUCCGUACAGGAAGGACUUUUAUGCGAAGUUGGGGAAAGACGAGAGCCAAACUCGUGCUGCAAUGACGGCAGAAAUAGCAGCUCUAGAGAAAGCAGUGGAUAUCCUGAACAAGUUCUUGAAGAGAAAGGAAGCUCAAUGGUAA